UGGAGGAUUUAGUUGGGCAUCUCGCUCCUAGUGGGUUCCGCCGGAAAGGCGCCGGGCAGGAAGGAAUCCAAGGUUGGGGGCAGCGGCAGGCGAUGGCUUCUGCAGGACUCACAGGCGGUUUCCCAGCUGGUGGGAACCCUUGGCCUUUCGGCCGGAGGACUAGGCAACAGCGGACCUUUCUGGAACAGGUGCUGCUGAGUCCCAAAGGCACUCAGGACUCCACUACAGCUGGAUCUGAAGUGAGUGGGAAGUCUCAGGAGAGGUCCCUGCUGUUGGCCAUUGGUGUCGUCGGCAUCACUAUGAUUCUCAUGAUCCUGAAGCAAAUAAACUUAAAGAAGAAAGGUCGCAUCACUUUACAGGACCCUGAAGCCGAGUACACUCUGCCCUUGAUUGAGAAGGAGCAAAUCAACCACAACACCCGAAGGUUCCGCUUUGGACUGCUCUCACCGGACCAUGUCUUAGGGCUCCCUGUAGGUAACUAUGUCCAUUUCUUGGCCCAAAUGAAUGGUCAAUUGGUAAUCAGGGCUUACACUCCUGUUUCUAGUGAUGAUGAUCAAGGCUUUGUGGACUUCAUUAUAAAGAUAUACUUCAAAAACGUGCACCCCAGGUAUCCUGAAGGGGGAAAGAUGACUCAGUACUUAGAGAACAUGAAAAUUGGGGACACCAUCCUUUUUCGAGGGCCCACAGGGCGCCUGUUCUACCAUGAGCCAGGUUCCCUUAUAGUCAAAGUAGACGAAAUGAAUGAGCCUGAAAACAGACUGUUUCAUCACCUGGGGAUGAUUGCUGGGGGAACAGGCAUUACUCCCAUGCUGCAGCUUAUUCGCCACAUCACAAAGAACACCAGUGAUGGGACCAGGAUGUCCCUUCUCUUUGCCAACCAGACAGAAGAGGAUAUCUUGUUGAGAAAGGAGCUAGAAGAAAUCGCUACAACUCACCCUAACCAGUUCAACGUGUGGUAUACCCUGGACAGGCCUCCUGUUGGAUGGAAGUACAGCUCUGGAUUUGUUACUGCUGACAUGAUCAAGAAGCACCUCCCUCCCCCUGGGGAGGCCACACUCAUCCUAGUGUGCGGUCCCCCACCUAUGAUCCAGGAGGCAGUUCACCCCAGCCUGGAGCAGCUUGGCUAUACCAAGGACAUGAUUUUUACCUAUUAGUAUCCCCCCAUGCUCCAUGGCGGGUCCCUCUCCUCUGUUUCAGAGUGAGUUUGCCUUCACGUUAUUCAACUACAGUAUUGUCUAAGUGCCUCUCCAUGUACCCUUGGGCAUGGUGCUGUUCUGGGUGUGGACGUAAGAAUUCAAAGGAUGGAAGACAAGGUAGUUUUUGAGCUUCGAGGCUUGGAGGCUGGGGAUGAUGCCUUUCUCCAUGGCUUAGUGUAAUAAACUGAACUGCUCUGCA
This is a messenger RNA of Peromyscus californicus insignis, 1395 nucleotides long. Its product is annotated as NADH-cytochrome b5 reductase 2. The coding region runs from base 93 to 1154 and encodes 353 amino acids. The record is from RefSeq and is a predicted model, not a curated record. Lineage: Eukaryota; Metazoa; Chordata; Mammalia; Rodentia; Cricetidae. The transcript is spliced from 10 exons. Gene Ontology annotation, molecular function: FAD binding; oxidoreductase activity. Gene Ontology annotation, cellular component: mitochondrion.